AUGGCUGCAGCUUAUGCAGCUUUAGUUUCUCUCACUCAUACUCUUGAUCAGAUCCUCCUCCACCCACCUCCUACCCUUGAUAUCAUUUUUGAUACAGAUCAGAUUCAAUCUCUACGAGAUAAGGCCGAGUACUUUUUGGUAGAUUUUUUCGAAAAUUAUACAAGUAGUGGAGGCAAUAAAGAGAUGGAAGACUUGGAGACGAUGAUCGGUGAUGCAGCAUAUGCAGCAGAAUAUAUCGUUGAGUUCAAUGUGAUGAACCAAAUUCUUGGAAGAUCUUCAGCCGAUAGAGAAGAAAGCUCCAAUCUCUUGUUUGAAGGUGUAGAAAUUUCAAUACAAGAGUUCCUUUUCAUUGAGAAAGAGUUGGUGAAAUUCAAGAAAGAUAUGCAACGACCUAAUAACUACUACUUGACAACAAAAGCUAGUUCUUCUUCUUCAUCAAGGCCUCUUCUUCCGGCCUGUGGCAAAAACAGCAUGGUGGGAUUCGACAACCACAUGGAUGAAAUUAUGGGCGCUCUCUCCACCAACGAAUCUAAUCUUCGGAUCAUCUCUAUUGUUGGAAUGGGAGGCAUAGGUAAGACUACCCUUGCCACUAAUGUUUUUAACAAUCCCUUUAUUGUGGAGCACUUUCAGCUACGUGCUUGGUUUACGGUAUCCCAGGAAUAUACUGACAAGAAGAUUCUCCUAGGCCUUUUGCAUCAGAUCAGUAAUACAUAUCGAAAUGCAUAUGAGAUCGAUGAUGAUGAUGAUGAUGAUGAAGAUGAUGAUUAUGAAAUAGGAGAUAGACUGCACAAAACUUUGUUUGGGAGGAAGUAUUUGAUAGUGAUGGAUGACAUGUGGGAUAUCAAGGCGUGGGAUAUGGUGAAAAGGUUCCUUCCUGAUAAUAGUAACGGAAGUCGAAUCUUUGUAACUACUAGGCUGAUGAAGUUGGCUGUUGAUAUUGGAUCUUGUAGCCCUUAUCAACUGAAUCUUCUAGAAAAAUCACAGAGUUGGGAUUUACUCCGUGAAAAGAUAUUUGCAGAAGAACGUUGCCCCGAUGAAUUGGAGGGAACUGGAAAAAGUAUUGCGACAAAAUGCAGAGGACUUCCAUUAGCUCUUGUUGUGAUUGCUGGGGUUCUUGCAAAGUCCAAGACAAAACAACAUUGGGUGUCAAUUGAAAAAGAUGUAACUUCAGUGGUAAACAAUGAAGAUGAUGAGUUCUGCAUGAAGAUACUAUUGUUGAGCUAUAAUAACUUGCCUAUACAUCUAAAGCCUUGUUUCCUUUACUUUGCCGUGUUUCCUGAAGAUCAUAUCAUCAAAGCGGAAAGGCUGGUCAGGUUGUGGGUUGCUGAAGGAUUUAUUAGGCAGUAUGGGCAUAAAAGCUUAGAAGAAAUUGGAAAGGAGUACUUGAAGGAUCUUAUUGAUCGAAAUCUCAUUUCCGUCAAUUGGAGGUCAGUUACGGGAGAAGUGACCGGCUGCAACAUUCAUGAUGUUUUAAGUAACCUAUGCAAGAGAGAAGCUCAAAAAGACAAUUUUAUUCUCUCGUUCGCUAGAAAGCUUUAUAACCCCGAUAUUUUAACUUUCAUGAAGUUCACACCACGUCUCAGCAUUAAUGAUGGAAAAUGGAAAGGGACGAAACAUAAGCCAUAUACAUCACAGAUACCUACACGGUCUUUGUUAUGCUUCUCUAAAGGGGCUUCAACUGAUUACACGGCUCGUCGGUUUCCAUUACUACGAGUAUUGGAUGUAGUUGAUAUAUAUCCCAAAGAUGAGAUUCUACAGCUAAUUAACUCAAGUUGCUGUGGAGAAAUCGUCUUCCCAAGUUCACUUAAGGAGUUGAUCUUAAGUGAAUGCAAGAUUCCUUGGGAAGAUAUGUCAGUUGUUGGUUCUUUGCCCAACCUUCAAGUUCUCGAGUUGCACAAAAAUGCUGCUAUAGGGAAAAAGUGGAUUCCAAAAGAAGGGGAGUUCAUUCGACUGAAGUUCCUAUGGAUUAACAUGUGUGAAUUGGAGAUAUGGGAAGCAGACAAUACACAUUUCCCAUGUCUAGUGAAACUAAAUCUUGGAUACUUAAACCUCAAGGAGAUCCCUUUGGAUUUUGACGAAAUAUUACCACUUCGAGCAAUUAACUUAUAUCACAAUAGCAGCAAUGACCUUCGGGCAUCUGCAAAUGAAAUAUCAGAGCGACGAGAGAACCUAGGUUACGAUGCUCUUUAUGUUCAAAAGUUUACAUUUGGAGUGCUCAAAAUUUGGGUGAAGAGAGGUAUUAAUCUUGCUGUUGGUGGUGGAGAUCCUUAUGUUGUUAUCACGAUGGGCAAUCAGAGUGUGGAGACUCGUAUUGUGACAAAUGAUGUUCAUCCUAUAUGGGAUGAGGUACUCACAAUUUACGUUUCAGAUCCUAGCCGUCCAGUUUCUCUGGUGAGAUUCUCUAAUUUAAGAUAAAAAUAAAUUUGGCAACUAGUUUUGUAAUAUUUAUUUCUCA
This is a messenger RNA of Erythranthe guttata (spotted monkey flower), 2455 nucleotides long. Lineage: Eukaryota; Viridiplantae; Streptophyta; Magnoliopsida; Lamiales; Phrymaceae. The record is from RefSeq and is a predicted model, not a curated record.